Phalaenopsis equestris is the source of this 2674-nucleotide messenger RNA. Its product is annotated as probable methyltransferase PMT24. NCBI's taxonomy places the organism in Eukaryota, Viridiplantae, Streptophyta, Magnoliopsida, Asparagales, Orchidaceae. The record is from RefSeq and is a predicted model, not a curated record. Gene Ontology annotation, molecular function: methyltransferase activity. Gene Ontology annotation, cellular component: trans-Golgi network; endosome; cytoplasm.
UUUUUGAUAUCGUGCCAUUAACCUCUUUUAAAACUAAAGCCUUUCGCUCGCCGCGGUUCGAGGGAAUUCCUCACCACUCCUUUUCUUUCGUUUUCUUCGCUCUUCUUCCAGAUCCGCUGAGAAAUUGUUACCUGGUUAUCGUUUGCUUGAAUUUUUUUGAGUCUGAGAGGCGCAUUGGUGGGAUCUUGUUUCGUUCUGGUUUUUUCCAGAGUCCAGAGGACCGGAUCUGGUUUGCUAUACAUUAAAAGAUGGCGAUUGGAAGGAUCCACCGGGUUGACAAUAGGAGGUCGCCCUCAUGUUGUUCAAAUGCGACCCUCGUUGUUUUCGUUGCUCUGUGCUUGGUGGGAGUCUGGAUGAUGACAUCAUCUACUGUGGUACCAGUAGAGAUGCCAGCAUCUGGCAAAUCUAAAGUGGCAGAAACGGUUUCAGAUGGCCUUUCCAAGCACUUUGAGGGGAAGUCUGGGGAUGUUCCUGAAGAUAAAUCACAAGGGGAUACUAAAUCCAGCGGAGAGGCAACUGCAAGAAAAUCUAAUAAUGAGGCUUCAGAUGAUCAGGCUGCCCCAGAAAAUUCAGAAGACAACUCUUCUGAUUCAAUUAAGGGAGAGAAGGAUGACUCUGUUGGUGAAUCAAAACCUCAGACGUACAGUGAUGUGAGCGGGACCGGUGAAGGUGGUGAAGUAGCAAAAACAGCUGAAGGCGUGCUUGCUGAGGGUGGUUCUACGGAGUCGCGAAAGAAUGGGCAAAACAUCAGUACAGAACAGAGUUUGACUGAAGCUAGGAAUACUGAAAAGGGAAUAAACAAGGAGAAAGAUGCUGAUCAAGAAGAGAGUUCUGAGCAAAACAAUGAUUCAGAGCAGAGUUCUGAUGAAUCUGCUACAGAAUCUCAAACAGAUCAAUCAAAUAAUAAGAACUCUGAAGAAACUGCUGGUGAUGAGGAUCAACCUGGAAAUGAGGAAAAAUCCAAUGAUGCUAGCAGUAGUGUGCAAAAACAGUCGGAUAACAAGAAUGUAGGGGAGGAGAAAUCUGAAGAUGAUGCUGAUGCAGUGCAGGCUGAGAAAGAGGAAGGGCUGAUAAAGGAGGAGGCAGGGCAAAAUCAUGAGAAGGAGGUUGAAAAAGCUAAUGUGGAGAACAAGACUGAACCUCAAGCAAAGGACCGGGCUGUUGAUGAUAUAUUGCCAGAUGAAGCUCAGUCUGAUCUUCUUAAUGAGACUAAUACACAAAAUGGGGCUUGGUCUACACAAUCUGCUGAAUCAAAGAAUCAGAAAGAGCUUCAAGCAUCCUCAUCAUCCAAGGGACAAUAUAACUGGAAGCUUUGUAAUGUUACUGCAGGAGAGGAUUAUAUACCUUGUCUUGAUAAUGAGGAAGCUAUCAAGAAGCUCCGAAGCACAAAGCAUUAUGAACAUCGUGAAAGGCAUUGCCCUAAAGAGGGGCCAACUUGUCUUGUUCCAUGCCCAAAAGGAUAUCGAAAGCCUAUUGAGUGGCCUAACAGUAGGGAGAAGGUAUGGUACUACAAUGUUCCUCACACUAAGCUUGCAGUUGUGAAGGGGCACCAAAAUUGGGUUAAAGUGAGUGGAGAACAUCUUAUUUUCCCUGGUGGUGGAACUCAAUUUAAAAAUGGUGCACUUCACUACAUUGAUUUCAUCCAAGAGUCAUUACCUGAUAUAGCGUGGGGAAAACAAAGCCGUGUUGUGUUAGAUGUUGGCUGUGGGGUUGCUAGCUUUGGAGGAUAUCUCUUUGACCGAGAUACUCUCACCAUGUCUUUUGCUCCAAAAGAUGAGCAUGAAGCUCAGGUGCAAUUUGCCCUUGAAAGAGGAAUUCCGGCAAUAUCAGCUGUCAUGGGAACCAAGAGACUCCCUUUUCCUAGCAAGGUCUUUGACGUUAUUCAUUGUGCUCGUUGCCGAGUGCCAUGGCACAUUGAAGGUGGUAUGCUAUUGUUGGAACUGAAUCGAUUGCUACGUCCGGAUGGCUAUUUUGUAUGGUCUGCUACUCCAGUUUAUCGAGCAUUGAAAGAAGAGCAGGAGAUAUGGAAUGCAACGUUUGCUUUGACAAAAUCUCUGUGUUGGGAAAUGGUAACUAAAACAAGGGAUGCCCUUAACGAAGUAGGUUUUGCUAUAUUCAGAAAACCAUCAAACAAUGCCUGCUAUGACACAAGAAGCCAGAACAGCCCACCGCUCUGCCAGGAAUCUGAUGAUCCAAACGCAGCCUGGAAUAUUCAACUUCAAGCAUGCAUACACAAGUUGCCUGUCGAUCCCACUCUUCGUGGCUCACAUUGGCCCGAUAAAUGGCCGCAAAGGUUGGAGACACCACCAUAUUGGCUCAACAGCUCACAUGUUGGGGUUUAUGGCAAACCUGGCCCUGAGGAUUUCCGAGAUGAUUAUAACCAUUGGAAAAAAGUAGUUAGUAAAUCUUACAUUAAUGGAAUGGGUAUCAACUGGUCUAAUGUGAGAAAUGUUAUGGAUAUGAGAUCAGUAUAUGGAGGAUUUGCUGCAGCCUUACGGGACAUGAAGGUUUGGGUUAUGAAUGUUGUGUCCAUUGAUUCACCCGACACCCUUCCUGUCAUAUUUGAACGUGGGCUCUUUGGCAUAUAUCAUGAUUGGUGCGAAUCAUUCAGCACCUAUCCUAGAACAUACGAUCUUCUUCAUGCAGAUCAUCUAUUUUCCAGGAUCAAGAAGAG